This is a messenger RNA of Prorocentrum cordatum, 333 nucleotides long. NCBI's taxonomy places the organism in Eukaryota, Dinophyceae, Prorocentrales, Prorocentraceae. The record is from the annotation of a GenBank genome assembly.
AGCCGUUUUGGCAGGCAGGUGCAAGUCGCUUUCUUCUCCUCGCGGACCCGCGCCACGAGCUGCAAGCUGAAUUCGUUGGGAUCCGUGCCGACGUGGCAGCCCCUCGGCAUGACGCGCCGUAGGCAGCGCCGCGAGGGCGGCUCGGCGGGAGGCCACGGCGAGAGGGACAACGAGGCUCGCUCGGAGCGGAUUGUGGUCUUCGAGAAGACCAAGAUGUGCAAGUUCCACAUCAUGGGGAUCUGUACUAAGGGCGACGGUUGCCGCUUCGCGCACGAGAGAACGCAGCUGCAGACGCUGCCUGACCUGUCCUGCACGAAGCUGUGCAAGACGCUG